CAACCUCACACUGUGUACCUACCCAGGAGGCCAUAUGAAGAACCAAGAUUACCGUAAAAAGAGGCUGCAAACAUGAGCAUCGCUACCGGCGCCUCUCCACCACCCUCACCACCUCCUGUCCUCUCCCCACGACCAGCUCAACAGCCGCAAGAAAAAGAAGAAGCCACCGCCUUCCUCCGCUCCCUGCUCAACAAGAACCUCCAAGUCACCACCACCGACAACCGCAUGUUCUACGGCGAAUUCAAGUGCACAGACUAUGAGAGCAACAUCGUGCUAGCACACACCUAUGAAUACCGCCAGCCCACGCCACAACAGAUCUCUUCUGCCGCCGCCGCCGCAGCAGCAGCGGGAACAGCGGGAGCAGCAUCAGACUCUGGCAGCGGCGGGAAGGUGACCAUGGACAUGACGUCGCGAUACCUCGGACUGGUGGUGGUGCCGGGGAAGUAUAUCGUGCGGAUCGAGGCACACGAGUUCGCGAGCCAGCUGCGCCGCGGCAACAACAAGGGUUCUUCUUCUCCGUCUCCUUCUUCUGGGAUUGGGAUAGUAGGGGGAGCAGAGGGGGGCGUGCCCGUCAUUUAGAGACUGAGCGCUAGGCAUUGAUUGGGAUGGAAUGGAUGGAUGGAAUGGGGCUUCGGGUUGGGGCUGCAUGGAACAGCCUCGUUAGAGAGGAGCAAGGAAAGGUUUCAAUGAUGAGGCGUCAGCUUGAACGAUGUUGAGUUGGGACGGGACGGUUUGGUCGCGCUG
Messenger RNA from Chaetomium strumarium, 744 nucleotides. RefSeq lists its product as uncharacterized. The record is from RefSeq and is a predicted model, not a curated record. Lineage: Eukaryota; Fungi; Ascomycota; Sordariomycetes; Sordariales; Chaetomiaceae. The transcript has 3 exons. Gene Ontology annotation, cellular component: NatC complex. Bases 73 to 579 code for a protein of 168 amino acids.